UGCUAGUAGACAGCCAGUUGACAUUUGCUAACGUCAAUAACACGUGCGUAAUUUUAGUACUAUAUUUACUUUACUUUAUGGAAAAAUCUUUAAUACCUAAUCAAAAGAAAACAUACGCUAAAAUGCCUAAAGUAAAAAAUUUGGAGAAGCUCAAGCAUCCUAACAGUAGAAAAAUGAUGUCCUUAGCAAAGAAAAUGAACAAAGAAGAGAAGAAAAACAACAACAAACUUGGAACUCAUAUAAAGCAGAACUUGAUUGGCGAAAAGAUUCUUUGGUUUAAAGAGAGGAUUCCAGAAGGUUGCGUGAUAUUAAGUAAAGGGGAAACGCUUGAGCUAAUUGAAACUUAUUUAGCGCGGUUCGACGAAGAAUUAGAACAAAUAGCUUUGAAAAAUUCGGUUGGUCAACGAAAAAAUCGGCAACACGCGAGUAGAGAAGACGUUAUUAAUAUAACGAAAAAGCGGGAAAGAGAUGAAUUCGAAACCUGUGGCCUGGAAAUGCCAGAUUUAAUGGAUGUUCAUCAGAUGGAAGUUUUGCGAAACUGGAAUGGAGAGCUGAGGUUUUUGCAGCAUUUUAAGUUAAAAAGAAUAGCAAAAAAACACUUACAGUAGAUUUUAUAAGUGUAACAUAAAUUAUUGUAUAUGUUUUAAAUUUUUUUAUUCUCCUGUUGUUGGACGCUGAAGAAAAAAUGUAUUCAUAUAUCUUUGACUAAGACAAAAUUUAUUGUACUUGUAUGAUGAGCUAAAGAUUUGUAUUUGCAUUCAUACGCAAUUUUGAAAUACAGAUAAAUAAAU
This is a messenger RNA of Zerene cesonia (dogface butterfly), 791 nucleotides long. RefSeq names its product translation machinery-associated protein 16 homolog. The transcript has a single exon. NCBI's taxonomy places the organism in Eukaryota, Metazoa, Arthropoda, Insecta, Lepidoptera, Pieridae. The record is from RefSeq and is a predicted model, not a curated record. The coding region runs from base 78 to 608 and encodes 176 amino acids. Gene Ontology annotation, cellular component: nucleus.